AUGACUGGACGUGGAAAAGGAGGCAAGGGUCUCGGCAAGGGUGGCGCCAAGCGUCACCGUAAGAUCUUGCGUGACAACAUCCAGGGCAUUACCAAACCCGCUAUCCGCCGUCUCGCCCGUCGUGGUGGUGUCAAGCGUAUCUCCGCCAUGAUCUACGAGGAGACCCGUGGUGUCCUCAAGUCCUUCCUCGAGUCGGUCAUCCGUGAUGCCGUCACCUACACGGAACACGCCAAGCGCAAGACCGUCACCUCACUCGAUGUCGUCUAUGCCCUCAAGCGCCAGGGCCGUACCCUCUACGGUUUCGGUGGCUAA
Messenger RNA from Aspergillus pseudoviridinutans, 312 nucleotides. RefSeq names its product histone H4. The transcript has 2 exons. Gene Ontology annotation, molecular function: DNA binding; protein heterodimerization activity; structural constituent of chromatin. Gene Ontology annotation, biological process: nucleosome assembly. Gene Ontology annotation, cellular component: nucleosome. The record is from RefSeq and is a predicted model, not a curated record. The coding region runs from base 1 to 312 and encodes 103 amino acids. NCBI's taxonomy places the organism in Eukaryota, Fungi, Ascomycota, Eurotiomycetes, Eurotiales, Aspergillaceae.